Molecule: messenger RNA, 1944 nt
Organism: Neodiprion fabricii
Lineage: Eukaryota; Metazoa; Arthropoda; Insecta; Hymenoptera; Diprionidae
Product: ankyrin repeat, SAM and basic leucine zipper domain-containing protein 1-like
Exons: 9
Coding region: 164-1618 (484 amino acids)
Biological process (GO): piRNA processing
Cellular component (GO): pi-body
Molecular function (GO): protein binding
Source: RefSeq, a predicted model, not a curated record
UUUCAAGCCAAUCAAAUACAAGAUUUGACUAGCUUCUGCUCGCUUCUGUCAUUUGACAUUUGACACCGGACCAUUGUGUUUGAACGACAUUGCUUUCAAAUUUUUUUUUCUUCUGAAUAAACACCGGAACGUUGGUAUUUUUAAAAUAAAUAUUGCGAAGAGAAUGUAUGCCAGACCUGCGGGACUCUCUGACGAGGAAUCUGACGAUGAUGGAUUCUCUUUUUACGACGAGGUUCCCCAGCGCAAAAGGAGAAACGCUCAAGCAACAUCCACAACAAAAGUGCAAGCUGAAACAAACAAAACGCAAGAGCCAUGUUUCGAAGAAGGGGAACGAGAACUACAGUUCCAAGUAAUGCAUGCCUGCAUGGCAGGACACUUGGAGGUCAUAAAUGAAUAUAUUACUCUGGGUCACAACCCAAAUGAUUUUUUAAAUAGCGGAUGGACGCCGCUUCUCUAUGCCGCCUCUUCAGUUCGCCCCGAUGUAGUGGAAUAUCUGUUAUCCUUGGGAGUAGACCCAAACAAGCACAAAGAUGGAUUCACACCACUGAUGGCAUUGUGCAACGCAAAUGCAGGAACUCCGGAAGCAAGCCUAAAAUGCUUGCAGCUAUUAAUUUCAGCCAAUGGAAACGUGAACGCAACAAACAAAUACAACGAAACUGCUUUGAUGCUUGCCUGCAAAGAAGAUAAGUCUGAAGUAGUCAAAGAGCUUUUGAAACAUGUGGACAAUGUAAAUUUUAUUAAUAAUGAAGGCAAGUCGGCUUUGUUCUAUGCAGUGCUAGCUAAUAAGCCUGAAAUAUUGAAAAUUCUUUUGGAAUAUAAUGUGGAUCUAACGAUUAAAGAUAAACAUAAUUAUACCGCAAGAGAUAUAGCAAUUGCUAAAGGCUACGAUAAGUUAGCUCUGUUGCUGAGCACAGAAGCUGAUGAUCUUCUCGAAGUAGCCGAUAUAUCUGAGAAUGUCCAGACCUAUGGCUGGAGGGAUAUGUUCCCUAUGCUAUCUACAAACUCAGACAAAUACGUAAACUUUGACAUAGCGACUAUUUUAUGUGGCAUGGGUAUGGAACGGUACAAAUCCAUGUUUGAAGGAAUCGAUUUGAAAACUUUUUUGAAAUUGACGGAAGAAGACCUUGUUAAACUGGGAUUUGACAUGCCCUUUCAAAGAAGACAAUUUAUGGAAGGACUUCACAAGUUUCAUGUCAAAAGUUGGAGCGCACAUAGCAUUGGUGCUAUAAGAAAAAGCUUGCCAUACACACUUUAUGAUGGAGUUGUAUCUCUAGGGCACGCAGCAAAGCAGAUAGGUGUAAUAGGUUCCAGUAUUAGAUUUAUUAAAAAUAGUCUCGAGGGAGCAAGGAAACAAAAUCUUCAAUUAUCGGAUACAGAGAAGAUGAAGUACAGUGGUCAGCUGCAAAAAAGUCAACAGUCUUUACUAACACUUGAAAAAGAGUUAACAUAUAUGAAAACUCUUGCUAAGAAGAUUAGCAAAGACACAAAAUUAAUUCCUCCCGCUGAUUAUAUUGGACCAAAAAAAAAGAAAUCCGACUGGACCAUAAUCAUUGGUGUCACUUUGAUCAUAGGAAUGUAUCUCUCAAGGACCAACUAUAUCCAAAGAAUAUGGAAUUAAUACAUAUAUGUUGAUAGUUGAUGACUGUGUGAUAAUAAUGUUAAGGAACUUCGCAUUGAACAAUCUACUUUUACGUCAACUUUUAAAUAUUAUUUGUUACCUGUAACUAAGAUGAUUUAUACUGGAUUAAUUACUGUUAAAUAAUUCUAAUUCUUGUAAGUGCCAUGACACCCGUUAAUAUCUAUGAAAUAAUCCUAAUUAAGUUUGAUGGUGCAAUGUGCACCGUCAUCUUUCAAGACUGAUUUGAAUUGGUGUAGAUCAUGAGUUCUUCAUUGUACUUUCGCCUUGCAACUUUCAUAAAAUAUCUCCAAAGCUGGUAAGUCCAA